UGCGAAGACCACAUAGCUCGUUGCCGUACGACGCCAACGACCUCGCGAUCGAGGCCUUACGAAUGGGCCACGCCGGGCAGGCGCUCUUGGAGCAAGGCCGCGCCCUCCCGAGCAACCUCUCAUUCAUGGCGUUCAACUGGGAAGCCGAGUACUUUUGGAUGAAGUCGUCAACGAAUGGGAUCAUCUUGACCAUGGCGCUCUCGUGCUUCCUCGCAAUUGCGGCCAUUGGGUGGUCCAUGUCGGGGUCGCUCCGCUUUGCGAUCUUUCUCGUGCUCGUGAUCAUUCCGUCAUCGCAUGCGCUCUUUGCCGUCUACUUGGCCAAUUCGAUCGAGGCCGCCGACUACUGCAUCGCGCCAGCACACAACACGCUCCGGCCCUUCCGCAACGACUCUGGUGUUGCGUACUUGUGCCGAGUCAGCCACGGAAGCAAUGGCGCUCGCAAUUGUCGGGCUAACGCCGAUGUCGACUGCCGUCUGGAUAACCGACGACAGACUCGCACCGCACCGGUGUCGGCGGCAACCGCGAUGAUGGUCGCCUGCUCUGGCGUGGCACCGGCGGCGAUCACGGCCUGGAUGACGUCUUCGAUCGGGGCGGGCGUAGCAUCGCUGACCGAGCCAGCCGACGACGACGUCGUCGACGCAACUGCGGACGCGAUGGCCGACGCCACCGACGACUUGACACCGGCGUCCGCCGCGACUUGUUGAAUCUCUUGG
Saprolegnia diclina VS20 is the source of this 713-nucleotide messenger RNA. RefSeq lists its product as hypothetical. The coding region runs from base 63 to 704 and encodes 213 amino acids. Lineage: Eukaryota; Oomycota; Saprolegniomycetes; Saprolegniales; Saprolegniaceae. The transcript is spliced from 2 exons. The record is from RefSeq and is a predicted model, not a curated record.